GAAAACGAUUUGAGUGAACACAAAUGCGAUUCGUAAGAUAUGAAGGAAUGCUUGCGAAUCGCAUAUUUUGUAGACAUUUUUUGUCGUUGAAAAUUAAAUGUAAACAAAAUCGCAUUUAUUGAUUUCUGUUAAAUUCUCAAUGUUAUUAAUUAUUUUACGUUGAUUAAAGUGUUUCUGUUAUUAAAAUAAAAUUAAUUGCACAUGGAUUCAGACGUUAAGUUUAAUUAUUUGCGUCAGAAGCUUAAUUUGUUAGGAUACGAAUACCAAACACUUCCAAUUUCGGCCAUAGGAAUUGUCUCAGCUAUCUUAGAUGACCUGAUUAUAACAACUGAAGCCUUAAAAGACUCUAAAGACCAAAUUUCAAAAUUACUUGAAGAGAAAAAAGCUUGGGAGCUUGGAAAUGAAGUUUAUAAAUGUGACAAUUCAAAAUUACUCAGUGAAUUAAAUAGACUUAAGCUCGAAUUAUUGAAUAAGGAGCGUAACAUAGAAGUCGAGAAUGCUGAUUUACGAAGGAAAAUAAGAAAUCUCGAAGCAGAUAAGAAGGAAGCUGAACAAAGAAUUGCCUCAUUAACACAGACAAUUUACCAAUACAGCCAGUCUGACAGAAUUAAGUCCAAGAAGCCACAAAAACCAUUCAUCUCGACUGUUCGAGCUAAUAAUUUUCUACCUGAUCCUGCCUUCAUCACUGACGCUAAAGAUGGCUGUAAAUGUUUAUCUGCAACAUCAAAGAAAAAUGUCACUCAAAAGGAAAUCGAAAAGCUUCGGAGUGAUUUAAAAUACACUCAAGAUUUAAUGGCGAUUCUUAGAAAGCAAGAUGGUGAGAAAGAAAGGGAAAUUCAGCGUUUACAUUGUCUUCUCGUUGGGGGGAGACCAACAUCAGCACUUGCCAAAGAUUGUUGUUAUUCAGGCGUCUCACAAAAGAUGAUUUUUGAAAUUGAAUAUUUGAAAGACAAAAUGAAAGAAAAUGAAAAUAGAAAAUCAUCAAGAAAUUGUGAGAUUGUUGCAGAGUUAAUUAAAGAACGCGACAUUCUACAAAAUAAAGUGCGAAUGCUCACAGAAUUUAGUGAAAAGAACCCCAGAAAGAUAGAAGAUUGCAACAUUCCUCAAUUAUAUUGUCGAUUAAAAGACAAAGAAACAGAAAUAAUGGCACUUCAGGAAGAGAUUCAAGAACUUCGAUGUGAAAGAGGGAAUCUUAAUCCAAAACAAUCUUAUUCGAAUCUUGCUGUUACCAACAGUCUUCGUCGUUUAGAAUGUGAGAAAGAUUGCGCUUUAAAUAAAUUACAAUCAAUGAAUAUUGAAAAUGAAGCUUUAAAUGAUAAAAUUCGCAUUAUGAGUGAUGGAAAAAUCAAUGAAAGUAAACGAAUCAUGCAACUUGAAGAGACAAUAGCAAAGUUAAAGAUGGAGAUUGACGAUUAUCAAGCAUCAAAAACGCCAACCUUUCAAACAAUCAAAAAAUUACGAGAAGAAAAUUGUGAUUUGCAAAUGAAACUUCGAACUGCUCAUGAAGAUUACUCAAAACUCAAAUCCACGCACAAUCAAUCAAAGAUGCUCAGCCAACAAACCGAAAGUGUUCUUAUAAACGUUCAAAAUCAACUUGAAUUCACAAAAUGUGAGUUGAAUGAACGAGAAUCACAAAUUAACAGUCUCAACAAAUCAAACGAAUGUCUUAAAGAUCAAAUUGAGAAACUUUCAGUAGAACUUGGGAAAAUCAAAAGUCUCAAAUCGACUGUGGAACGUGAAAAAGAAUUCUACAUGAUGACGUUGGAUAAAAGGAAUGAAAAGCUGCACAGUGUUGAAGUGAAAGCUGAAUCAGCAUUACAAAUGCGAGACUCAAAUCGUUUACUUAAAAUGAAAAUUGAUGAAUUGAACUGUGAGAUAAAACGACAUGAGUCGAUUGUUUGUGACACAACAUCUGAAAAUAAUUGUCUGAAGAAACAAUUGGAAGCAACGAAGCAUCAUUUGACAAAUGCAAUUCAUGAGAAUAGUCGAAUGGCUGAUGAACUUACAAGUAUAACUGCAACGUUGAAUGCCACCAAAAAGUGCCUUAGCGACAGUCAACGAGAGUCUGAAAAUAUUCGAACAAAACUUCAAUCGUACAUACAUGAAAUUGAGAGAAUCGACGGUCUCAUCGCUAUUAAAGACAACGAAAGAAAGCAAGCGCUUGUUCAAUCGAAAGAUCUCGAAUGUGACAACAUCAAAUUGAUGGAGAAAUUCCAAUGUCUUGAUCAAAAAUCCAGUGAAACAAAACGUCAGAUGAGUGAAUAUCAACAUCAAAUCACAAUUUUGACUGAUCAACUUCAAGGAAAAGAAAACGAUUUGGAAACUUUAGAGAAGCAAGUCAUCGACUUGUCAACAGAAAUUGAAAUGUUACGCAGUGCAAAUGCAAAAGUUCACGUCGAUCUCGAAGCACAAAGAAAUCUUUGCGAUAAACUUGACAUUCAAAAAGAGAAGCAACAAGCAGAACUUCACGAGUAUCAAUUACAGAUGAGAGUUGAAAAUUUUAAAUUCUUAGCUGAUUACAAAUGGGAAUCAUGCCACAUUAACAGCCCAGCUCCAAAUAAAGCAAUAAUUGGAGGAAGAGAUUCUGACGGUUCAGUCAUUUACGUUGCACGUUCACUUUAUUGUGGAAUGAAAAUUCCGGCAAAAGCGAUUCCAAGUAAACGUGCGUGUUACAUUCCUUUUAAUGGCCUUGAAAUUUUAGUCGAAAAUUUUGAGAUUUUGACUGGAGACAGUUCAGAAUUUUCGUGGGUGACGUAUAGACAGAUUGUUACCGAUGCUGUUGUAACUGAUAAAAUUGCUAAUGAAAACAUUUACGUAGGACGAGCGAAACAUUCAAAUUCAUUGACUGUUGGGAAAUUUCAACCAUCUAAACAUUUUCUGUUUAUCCCUUAUGGUGGGAAGGAACAUUCCAUUGAAAGUUUCGAACUUUUGACUUACAAAAAGAAGACAAUCAAACAAACAUUUCUUCCCGGGUUCGAACCCCGACUUGGUUAUAUGAGUUUUGCAGGAAACUUUAAUCCAGGAAACUGUGUUCCAACGCUACAGAGAAGGAGAAUAAUCGAACAAACAGGCUAUCCCCGCACCUCUACCACUACUCCAACGACAAUUGUAGCUUCACCGACCAGCAAUGCACCAAAUUUAGAAUGGAAACAAAUGACAUCAGCAUCAUCAAUGCCGAGCAAUGCAAUUCAGGGUGGUCGAGAAAGCAAUUACACAAUUUUAUAUGUUGGACGUUGUAUGCAUGAAGGUCAUUUGAUGCCUUGUAAAGUGAUUCCAAGUAGAAAAGUUGCUUGCGUAUCUUUCAAUGGUGUUGAAAUCGAGAAGAAAAAUUUUGAAAUUCUAGUUGGAUCCGUAAAUGGUCGUUGGGUCCCUUACAGUAAUGGGAAUGUGCCUGGAAAUGCAUUUGUUGGUGGUUACACAAAGCAGGGUGAGCUUUUUUAUGUCGGUCGAGUGUUAUUCAACAAUGCUAUGUUAGUUGGUCGCAUAAAUAAAUCACGUCAAUGCAUUUAUGUCUCAUCACAAGGCCGAGAAUAUUCAUUUUCCAAUUAUGAAGUUUUGAUGGACGAUUGAAUCCAUUCAGCAGUUUCAUUUAAUAAUAAUUUUAAAUUUGCAAUCAACAAUUGUUACAUAAUGAAGGGAAGAACUUCCUAGACGAUGAAUAAUAAAAAGAUUGUUCAAAUAUGAAACAA
Molecule: messenger RNA, 3689 nt
Organism: Clunio marinus
Lineage: Eukaryota; Metazoa; Arthropoda; Insecta; Diptera; Chironomidae
Source: the annotation of a GenBank genome assembly